This is a messenger RNA of Cherax quadricarinatus, 388 nucleotides long. NCBI's taxonomy places the organism in Eukaryota, Metazoa, Arthropoda, Malacostraca, Decapoda, Parastacidae. The record is from RefSeq and is a predicted model, not a curated record.
AUGACGGAACUGGGGCGAAUGUUCCUAAGAUGUUCUAAGCGUCGCGUGGAUGCUCUUACCUUCUGCAGUGGGUGCGUGUGGAGGAACGUACGUCCUGUGGUGCUGGAGAUGAGGUCAAGUUUAAGCUGCCAAGGUCCCUCCACCUUCUGCGAAAUGAUCUUCACGCCCCAGUUAGGGUCAUCACUCUCCUUUAGCUGCAAGAUCUUCAGGACGGCCCGCUGCAGCAGGGAGUUCCUCCACCUCACUGACGGCAUCUCAACUUCCAUCACGUCGUGUGAUCGCCUGCCUCCCAGGCCCAUGACAGCUCUCUCUCAGUUGUACUUGUUAUACGAGAGGCGGAGGAAGAAAGCUAAGAAGUCCAGGAUUGUUUGUCUCAUCAACGCCCAAG